ACAAGUUAUUAAAACCCAGGGAUUUCAAACUAUACAUGUAAUGUAGUCGACAGUCAGUAUUUACUACCGUAAUCUGUUCACGGACUUUUAAGAAUGUAAAAAUGUGAUUACUGAACUGAGACACUUGGGAACUUUGCGGUAAAGUGUUUUAUUUACAUAAUAUUGAUGGGAAAGUUUAUAUCAGUUGUAGUUAAAAUAUCUUUUAAUUGUGAUACAUCUGCAUAUCUGAAAGCAUUAUAAUACAGGGUGACUGAAAAUUAGUGGACACGAUUCAAAAUGAAAAGAAAAAAAAAAGUUUUUAAUGUUUUAAAACAAUGACUAGGUAAGAUAAAUAUCAGAUAUUUUGGUACUUAAUUUUAUUCUGUUGACCGUGAAACUCUUGCCAGACAGCACGAUUUAGCGUCAAAUACGAGUACGUGUGAUGUAACAACAUACUCAUAACAUUUGCCUUUUCAUUUGAUGUAACCUGAAUCGAUUGUUGAUUAGUCACCUGUUGUUUUUAUAUGUAAGGAUAUAAAUUAACUUCUAUUGCUGUAAUUUUUCUUGCAUUUUGAAAAAAAUAUAAAAUUUGGGACCAGCCUUCUACAGAACAGCAGGCAGUGGAUUAUUUUCUGAGUUAUGGGAUCUUGCCAUCCAAAAAGAGUUUUGUUAAUAAACACAAUAUAUAAUCGACAAAACAAGAAUCAAUUGGAAUAAUUACCUGUGGGAAAUUUGUACUUGUAGUGUUCUAAACAGAGCUUCUGGUAAAAUCAGUGCACCUGACAAUAUAGUGCAAAUGAAUGAAAGCCUUUUUACAAAAUGAAUUGAAUACUGUUUGUUGAUUAAAUAAAGAGGCAUCAGUUCCUUCAGAAAUCCACAGGAACAGUGGUGCAAAUUUGCCAUGAUCUCUGCCAACAUUUAUGGUUCGAUGGUUGCCAACUUUUUGCGUUCGAUGGGACAAUACAUGGCAAAACUGAAGAAGCAAUGACUGUUGAUGAAGAUGAUUUUGUUCAACCAGAAGAUGCUGAAGAUGAGCUUGAGUCACAGAAAGAACAAAUUAUAAAUCAAAGUGAGAUGGAUGAAGAAUUAAUGAAAGAUGUGGAACAGCAGAUUAAAACUGCACAAGAAGCUUCUAAAGCAAUAGCUGCAGAACAAGGUAGACAAAAAGAAGAGGAAGAGGCUAGACAAAAGGCAGAAGAGGAGAUUAAAAAGGCUGAGGAUGAAGCUAAGGAAAAUGAAGCUAGACAAAAAGCUGAGAAAGAAGCAAAGCAAAAAGCUGAAGAGGAGGCCAUGCGGAAAGCUGAAAUAGAAUCUAAGUUAAAAGCAGAAGAAGCACGAGUACAGGCUGAAGAAAGAAAAAAAUUAGAAGAAGCGCAGAAAAAAGUGGCUGCGGAAGAGGAAGAGAGACGUCAAAAUGAAGAACAACGAAUCAAAGAGGAAAAAAGGGCUGCUGAAGAAGAAGAAGAGAGAAAAAAAGCUGAAGAGGAGAAACGAAUUCGAGAAGAACGGAGAGUAAUAGAAGAGAAGGAGCAAAGAAUUCGGGAAGAAAAAAGAGUUGCUGCUGAACUUGAACGAAGAAUGGCUGAGGAAGAGGAAAUGAAAAAAGAACAAGAAAGAUGGUUAGUUGAGGAACAAAUGCGACGAGCACAAGAAGAGCAUAAAAAGAGACUAAAAGCUGAGGAACAGAAACGCCUUUUAGAAGAACAGCAGCAAAGACAACUUGCUGAAGAGCAGCAGAGGUAUAUUGCUGAGCAACAACGUAUGUUAGCUGAAGAACAACAACGAUUAUUAGCUGAAGAAGAACUUCAAAGACAAAAAAAGGAGCAAGAACUUUUCCAGUUACAGCAGAGAGUUUUGCAAGAAAAAGAUAAUGUUCAAACUGAGCAUUUUGGUAAUCAGAUAACUGUAUCUGCAAGUUCAGCUACACCUCUUCCAAUGACUGCUCCCCCAUAUGUUCCAGCCCCAGUGCAUGUAAUGAACAUCAUGCCUCCACCACCUACUGUUCUUAUGACUAAUAUCCCACCAACUUUGCCACCUGCACCACCUAUGGUUUCUGCUCCUCCAAUGGUUUCUGCUCCACCACAUCCAUCUGUUCUGCCCAGUAUCCAAGUUUCUGUUGCUGCUUCAAGGUUCCCACCUCCACCACCACCUCCACCUACUGUGAGUACAUUGAAAACUCCUGUCACGGCAGCUCUACCUCCUCCUCCACAAAUAACUCAAGUUAAUGAGGAAAUCUCAAAAUCUCUUCCUAGUAGCGUGACAGGUGUAAACCAUAAUCUUACUGCAGAGCUUGAAGCAAAUAAAGACAUAUCUGAAAGUAUGGAUACCACUGAAAAUUCAUCGAAUGAGAUAAAACUUCCACAAGCAUUGGAAAAGGUUUUAGCACUAAAAACGGAACGAGCUCAGCUUUUAGGUGUUGAUCCAGAUUCAGUUGUUCAGCCUUUGUCGGUCUCUGAAGAAAAAGGAUCAUCUGCUAAACAGUCUGUUGUACCAUUAGUUUCUGUUGAUGAAGAUGAGUAUAUAGAAGAAGAAGAAUCAGCAAAGAAAAAUAAGGAAUCAAAAAGUAGACGGCACAAAAAGAAGAAGAAGAAGCGUCAUACUAACAAAGAAGGAAAAAAGGAGACUCAUAGGCGAAGUGAAAGCUCUUCAAAAUCUAAAGAAACUAGUGUAGAUAUAGAUAUUGAAUAUGUACAGGAAGUCAUGGAUGUUAGUGAUCCUCUUUAUUCACAAUUUAUGAAAAUAUUUGAAAAAUUCAAAUUAACUGAAGGUGAAAAAGAUAAAGAAGAAGCAUCCACUGAUGCUGCGAAAGAUGUCAACAAAGAGGAAAAUAUAAAUCCAAUGUCCCUUAGGAAGAAACCAGUAGAUUUAGAUGAUGAUGAUGACGAUGAGAGAGAUGAUGAUGACAGAAAAGAUGAAGAAAAACCCAAAUUAUCUAAAAGAAAACUAAAAAAACUCAGUCGAAUGAGUGUAGCUGAAUUGAAACAGAAAGUUAGUCGCCCUGAACUGGUUGAGAUGCAUGAUGUGACUGCAAAGGAUCCUGUCCUAUUACUUCAUUUAAAAGCAUCUCGUAAUACUGUACCAGUUCCUCGUCACUGGUGUUUCAAGCGUAAAUAUUUACAGGGUAAACGAGGCAUAGAAAAACCAGCUUUUGAGCUUCCAGAUUUUAUUAAAAGAACUGGAAUUAUGGAAAUGCGACAGGCUUUGCAGGAGAAAGAGGACCAAAAAACAAUGAAAGCUAAAAUGAGGGAAAGAGUGCGACCAAAAUUGGGCAAAAUCGACAUAGACUAUCAAAAACUUCAUGAUGCAUUUUUUAAAUGGCAGACAAAACCAAGAAUGACAAUUCAUGGGGAUUUAUAUUAUGAAGGUAAAGAAUUUGAAACUCGAUUGAAGGAAAAAAAGCCAGGUGAUCUUAGUGAAGAUUUAAGAACAGCUUUAGGUAUGCCCACAGGACCAAAUGCAAAUAAGUGUCCACCACCUUGGCUUAUUGCAAUGCAGCGUUAUGGUCCUCCUCCUUCUUAUCCAAAUUUAAAAAUUCCAGGCCUGAAUGCACCCAUUCCUGAAGGCUGUUCAUUUGGUUAUCAUGCUGGUGGUUGGGGAAAGCCUCCAGUGGAUGAAACAGGACGUCCUUUGUAUGGAGACGUAUUCGGAACCCAAAUCGCAGAAAAUCAACCUAAUAUCCAAGAGGAAGAAAUAGAUCAUACUUUGUGGGGAGAACUUGAAUCUGAAUCAUCUGAAGAGGAAGAAGAUGAAGAGGAGGAAGAAGAUGAGGAAGAGGAAGAAAAGGCAGAGGAUGAGAGUGGCCUAGUGACACCUGCAGAAGGCCUGAUUACUCCUAGCGGAUUUAGUUCAAUUCCAGCUGGUAUGGAAACACCAGAUAUGAUAGAAUUGCGUAAAAGAAAAAUUGAGUCGGAAAUGGAAGGUGGUGAAACUCCAGCAUUAUAUACUAUCCUUCCUGAGAAGAAAACUGAGCGAGUUGGUGCUGCCAUGAUGGGAUCAACCCAUAUUUAUGAUCUGUCUGCUGCCAUACCUGCUAGUAAGUUGAAAAUGCCUGGUACUACAUCUGUGCCUCCACAGGGCAUUGAAGUAGCUCUAGAUCCUAGCGAGUUGGAAAUGGACACUGCAGCUAUGGCAGCACGGUAUGAACAGACUAUGCGUGAACAGCAGUCGCAGUUAGAGAAGGAAGAUUUGAGUGACAUGGUUGCUGAACAUGCAGCUCGUCAGAAAAAUAAGAGAAAGAAACAGCAAAUGGACAGUGCAAAACCACCAAAGAAAUAUAAGGAGUUUAAAUUUUAAUUCACAUACUUAUACAAAAAAAGUAUGUUGUACAAAAAAGUUAGUAAAGAACUUGUAUUGUUGUAUAAAUUAGUUUUUAUGUACAUUGCUCUUUAAAGCACAUUUUACAUACCUUGAAAUAAAUGCAGCACUUCUAAUUUUAAGCAGUGUUCCAACUUUCAGUAAAAUAAGACUGUAUAAAAUGCUUUAAGUAAAACAAGAUUUUUGUACAAAUUUGUUUCUAAAACAGUUGUACAGUUACUGUAUAAUUGUUUUAAAAAACUGUUCUAUUACAUUGGUUUUAUUUAUAUUCUUGCUCCAUGCUUAUAUUUAUUAUUUUCUUAAUUAAAUUAUGGCAGAAUUUUGAAUUCUGUGGAUUGAUUAUGGUAUAGCAAUAAAAUCCAUUCAUUAUUGA
Molecule: messenger RNA, 4666 nt
Organism: Stegodyphus dumicola
Lineage: Eukaryota; Metazoa; Arthropoda; Arachnida; Araneae; Eresidae
Cellular component (GO): nucleus; U12-type spliceosomal complex
Source: RefSeq, a predicted model, not a curated record